Molecule: messenger RNA, 645 nt
Organism: Brenthis ino (lesser marbled fritillary)
Lineage: Eukaryota; Metazoa; Arthropoda; Insecta; Lepidoptera; Nymphalidae
Source: the annotation of a GenBank genome assembly
AUGACAUCCCCAUUUUUGGUAGACAAUAUUUUGCAUCAGCAAAAAACAGCCAACUUCCAUAAUCAAUUCCUGAACCAACAUUUGGAAAGUUAUAGGCAGAGUUAUUCGCGUGAAAACUCCCCAGAGAUAGACGAACCCAAAAUGAUGGAGCCCGACGAAGAGAAUCGAGUAGACGAAAUAGAGAAGGUGGAAGACGAAGAUUCGAAAAGUAGAGACGAAGAUUUUCAUGUGAAAAAUGAUGGUAUGUUCUACAACCAUGACAUGUACAACCGAAAUGACGACAGAGGUUCUGAAAAAGAGGUUUUAAACAUUCCCAAUCUAUCUCGUCGUUGUCACUGCGGUUCUUUUGAAUGUCCUCCGUAUGCGUGUAAGAAGUCAGGGAUCCGUCGGUUAGAGGAGUUGGAGAAACGGUUCAACUUGCACAGCUAUCAGGAAAAUUCUGGUGAUGAAGGAGAAAAGGAGAAGAACACGGAAGAUAUGGUUAGGAACUGUGAGGACUAUGCAGAACAAAAAAAACCAUUGCUCAAAUUUAGUGUUAGUGCAAUAUUAGGGCACCAAGAGCGUGACACCGUGAAGAACAAUGUUGAUCCUGAGAUCCUGGGUUUGAUCCCCGGUUCAGGCCAGUUAGUCAUAGGGUAUUCUGCC